Lachnellula hyalina is the source of this 1062-nucleotide messenger RNA. RefSeq lists its product as uncharacterized. Bases 1 to 1062 code for a protein of 353 amino acids. The transcript has 2 exons. Gene Ontology annotation, biological process: carbohydrate metabolic process. Gene Ontology annotation, molecular function: chitinase activity. Gene Ontology annotation, cellular component: extracellular region. Lineage: Eukaryota; Fungi; Ascomycota; Leotiomycetes; Helotiales; Lachnaceae. The record is from RefSeq and is a predicted model, not a curated record.
AUGCCUCCGAUACCCUCUUCGCCCACCCCGCGCAUUGUUAUAUACUACCAAACACUUCAUAAUCCAGAUGGCACGCCUUGCUCUAUCCUGCCAAUCAUAACAAAGCCUGAUAUUGCCGUUACACACGUCAAUGUCGCCGCAAUCCACCUCAAUGACCCUCCAGGCAACAUAACUCUUAAUGACCAUGUACCCUCACAUCCGCGGUAUCUUACAUUAUGGGCAGAGCUUCGAAUUCUCCAAGCCUCCGGAAUCAAAGUCCUAGGAAUGCUCGGCGGGGCAGCUAAAGGCUCAUUCACACGGCUCGAUCUUGACGAGGCUACAUUCGAAGCAUACUACAUUCCUCUACGGAAUCUCAUACGGGAACGGGGACUCGAUGGCUUGGAUCUGGACGUGGAGGAGCCGAUGGGUCUCGCAGGUAUCAUACGCCUAAUCGAUAGGCUGAAGAGUGACUUCGGCGAUGGAUUCAUUGUCACAUUGGCGCCCGUUGCUGCUGCACUCAUGUCAGAGAAUCCGGAGCACAAUUUGAGCGGAUUCAGUUACGAGGCACUUGAGGUUAUGCGGGGAAAGCAGAUCGCAUGGUACAACACACAAUUUUACUGCGGGUGGGGAGAUCUGAGUAAGACCGAGGGUUUCGACUUCAUCGUCGCACGAGGAUACCCAGCAGACAAAGUUGUUGUUGGAAUGGUCACGAAUCCCGGAAAUGGAGCCGGCUGGGUACCUUUUGAAAUUCUGCAAGAAGUCUUGAUUACUCUGAAGAACAGAUAUCCUGGAUUUGGCGGGGUCAUGGGAUGGGAAUAUAUCAAUUCUCUACCAGGAGAUAGGGACCGUCCUUGGGAAUGGGCUGCCUUUAUGACAAAAAAUCUCACAAAUGGACUCCCGGCAGUGGCCUCAGUCCCUGUACCAGCGACCGUACCAGUGCCUGUGUCCUUGCUUGGGAGUUCAAAUGCGACUGCGGCUCCUCAGAAUCCGUUCUUGGCUGUGGAUGACGAUCCAAAGGUAACGGAUGAGGCGCCUUUGCCAAAGGACUUUGAGUAUUAUUCCGACGGUAGUCUCGGUGAAUGA